GACAUUUUUAGGGAUAAUCUUACUGGGAUACUGUUGGAUUUUCUUCUCUGCGAUUUUGGAGGCUGUCUGUGGAAUAAGUGCCUAAAGAUAAAAGGAAUAAAAAGGGAUUUAUUUGUAAAGGACCCAAUUGUCAUGCAUGGGUGUUAGUCUUUGAUCUUGUCAGUGUCUAGCGGAGGGACUCGAGGAGGGAGCAGUGCCACCUUGGAACAUGGUGCCUAACAUUCACCUGUCAGUGCCCCUCCUGCCCAGAUGGGCGGCGCCGUUCCUGCUUCUGCUCAGCUGCACGGCGAUGUCCUCUCUGGCAGACAGCAUGCCAAAUUUCAUCAAAUCCCCAGAGGACCAGAUAGGGAUCUCAGGGGGGGUGGCUUCCUUUGUGUGCCAGGCCAAUGGGGAGCCCAAACCCAGGAUCACCUGGAUGAAGAAGGGAAAGAAAGUCAGCUCCCAGCGCUUUGAGGUUAUCGAGUUCGACGACGGCUCGGGCUCGGUCCUGCGGAUCCAGCCGCUGCGCACGCACCGCGACGAGGCCAUCUACGAGUGCACGGCCACCAACAGCGUCGGCGAGAUCAACACCAGCGCCAAGCUCACCGUGCUGGAAGAGAACCAGGUCCCCCACGGCUUCCCCACCAUAGACAUGGGUCCUCAGCUCAAGGUGGUCGAGAGAACCCGGACGGCAACCAUGCUGUGUGCCGCCAGUGGAAACCCGGACCCGGAAAUCUCCUGGUACAAGGACAUGCUGCCGGUGGACAUCAACAGCAGCAAUGGGCGCAUCAAGCAACUCCGCUCAGGUGGUACGCCAAUUAGAGGAGCCCUGCAGAUUGAGAACAGCGAAGAGUCGGACCAGGGGAAGUACGAGUGCGUGGCCAUGAACAGCGCCGGGACCCGCUACUCCGCCCCUGCCAAUCUAUACGUGCGAGUGCGGCGGGUCCCUCCCCGCUUCUCCAUCCCGCCCACCAACCACGAGGUGAUGCCGGGCGGCAGCGUGAACCUGACGUGCGUGGCGGUGGGCUCGCCCAUGCCCUACGUCAAGUGGACCAUGGGCUCCGUGGACCUGACCAAGGAGGAGGAGAUGCCGGUGGGACGCAACGUGCUGGAGGUCACCAACAUCCGCGAGUCGGCCAACUACACCUGCGUGGCCAUGUCCUCACUGGGCAUGAUCGACGCCACCGCCCAGGUCAUCGUCAAAGCCCUCCCCAAGCCCCCCACCUCAGUCACGGUGACGGAGACCACGGCCACCAGCGUCACGCUCACCUGGGACUCGGGCAACCCCGAGCCCGUGUCCUACUACAUGAUCCAGUACCGCGCCAAGGUGUCGGAGAACGGCUUCCAGGAGGUGGACGGCGUGGCCACCACGCGCUACAGCAUCGGCGGCCUCAGCCCCUACUCGGAGUACGAGUUCCGCGUGAUGGCGCUCAACAACAUCGGCCGCGGGCCGCCCAGCGACCCCGUGGAGACGCGCACGGGCGAGCAGGCGCCCUCGUCCCCGCCGCUGCACGUGCAGGCGCGCAUGCUGAGCGCCAGCACCAUGCUGGUGCAGUGGGAGCCCCCCGAGGAGCCCAACGGACAGAUCCGGGGCUACCGCGUGUACUACAGCUCGGACAUGACGGCGCCGCUCAGCGCCUGGCAGAAGCACAACACGGACGACAGCCGCCUCACCACCAUCUCGGGCCUGACCACCGACAUCACCUACAGCCUGCGCGUGCUGGGCUUCACCUCGGUGGGCGACGGGCCGCCGUCCGACGUGCUGCAGGUCAAGACCCAGCAGGGAGUGCCCGCCCAGCCGUCCAGCUUCGAGGCGGAGGCGGAGCUGGAUACCCGCAUCAUGCUGAGCUGGCUGUGGCCCGUUCAGGACCCCAUCACCAAGUAUGAGCUCCACUACUGGGAGGCCAACUCGGAGAACGACAAGAUCCACACGACCUUUGACCCGGCGGGCUCCCACGCCGUGGAGGGCCUCAAACCCGACACCCUGUACCACUUCUCCCUGGCCGCCCGCUCCGAGAUGGGCCUGGGCGUGUUCACCCAGCCCAUAGAGGCCCGCACGGCCCAGUCCACGCCGUCCGCCCCGCCCCAGGAGGUGCACCUGGUCAGCCUGACCUCCACCAGUCUCAAGGUGAGUUGGGUGGCGCCGCCCGCCGCCAGCCGCCACGGCGCCAUCGUGGGCUACUCCAUCAGCUACCAGGCGCCGGCCGGCGAGGAUGCGGGGCGCCACGAGGUGCCCGGCAUCAGCGCCGAAUCCACCAGCCACGUGCUGGAGGAGCUGGAGAAGUGGACCGAGUAUCAGGUGUGGGUGAGGGCCCACACGGACGUGGGGCCCGGCCCCGAGAGCGCCGCUGUGCGGAUCAAAACCAAAGAGGACGUGCCCGGGGCUCCCCCCAAGAAGCUGGAGGUGACGGCGGUGAACUCGACGGCCAUCCGCGUCACCUGGAAGCCCCCCAUGCAGGGCAAGCAGCACGGGCAGAUCCGGGGGUACCAGGUCAUCUUCUCGCGCCUGGAGAACGACGAGCCACGGGGCCAGCCCAACAUCAUGGACGUGUCCCUCCCCGAAGCCCAGUGGAACAUUGAGGAAUCCACCGAGCAUGAGGCCAUCAUCGGGGGACUGCACGCGGAGACCACCUACUCGGUCACGGUGGCGGCGUACACCACCAAGGGGGACGGAGCCCGCAGCAAGGCCAAGGUCAUCACCACCACCGGGGCGGUGCCAGGCAAGCCCACCAUGAUGAUCAGCACGACCAUCGGCAACACAGCCCUGAUCCAGUGGCAGCCGCCCAAGGAGAUGGUGGGCGAGCUGAUGGGCUACCUGCUGCAGUACAAGCGCACGGAGGACGAGGCCUUCACGUCGCGCGAGCUGCGCAGCCUGGACGACCACUACACGGUCACGGGGCUGCACAAGGGCGCCACCUACGUCUUCCGCCUCAGCGCCAAGAACCGCGCCGGCGCCGGCGAGGCCCACGUCAAAGAGAUCGGCACGCAGGAGGACACGCCCUCGGGCUACCCGCUCAACCUGCGCGUGACGGGCCUCACCACCACCAGCACCCAGCUGGCCUGGGAGCCGCCGGCGCUGGCCGAGCGCAACGGGCGCAUCACGCAGUACACGGUGGUGUACCGCGACAUCAACAGCCAGCAGAACACCACCAACCGCACGGGGGACACCCGCAUGACCAUCCAGGGGCUGAAGCCCGACACCACCUACGACAUCCGCGUGCAGGCCUUCACCAGCAAGGGCGCCGGCCCCAUCAGCCCCAGCAUCCAGAGCCGCACCAUGUCCACCUCCCCGGCAUUCGCCACGAGCUUCGGUGUAAAAGCCGUCAUGAAAACCUCUGUGCUCCUCACCUGGGAAGUGCCGGAGAACUACAAAUCCCAAGCCCAUCAGCCUUUCAAGAUCCUGUACAACCAGCAGAGCGUGGAGGUGCAGGGCGACCAGAAGCGGCGGCUGAUCACGCGGCUGCAGCCUGACACGGACUACUCCUUUGUGCUGAUGAGCCGGGGGAACAGCGCUGGCGGCCUGCAGCAGCAGGUGUCCAUCCGCACCUCCCCCGACCUCUUCAAGUCCAAGCCCGUCCUCUACAGCCAGCAGCAGGCCCAGGGCGGCAAGCUGACCAUAGACCUGCCCCAAGUGCAGACCACCACGCAAGUCAAGUGGUACUACAUCGCAGUGGUGCCGGUAACGGCGUCGUCACGGCGAUGGGAGAACCCAGACGAGAUGGACCUGGAUGCGCUUCUGGAGUCGAGCGACGGCCCUGUCUUGAGGCGCCGGCGCCGGCAGCUGGACACGGCCAAGCCCUACAUCACGGCCAAGCUGAACCCCCUGCCUGCCACCUUCACACUGGGAGACGAGAAGCGCUACAACGGCUUCCUCAACAAGCCGCUGACGGGACACCAGCAGUACCUGUGCUUCGUGCUCGCCGCCCUGCGCGAGCAGGAGAGUGACGCCAGCGACAAAUACAGGACAUUCUCGGCCAGCGCCUACUCGGACCCCAUCCAGGUGCAGAUCCCGGACCUGUCCCCGCGCGUGGAGCAGCCGGAGAUGCUGUGGGUCAUGGGCCCCGUGCUGGCCGUGGUGCUCAUCAUCAUCAUCGUCAUCGCCAUCCUCCUCUUCAAGAGGUGAGUUGACUCCCUGCGGUGGACGCCCAGGCCGCACCGUGUGAGACCGAACCACAGCGAUGUCCUCCUCCUGACUGCUGCAGGAAUGUGUACUUAAUGACUUAAUGACUUACGGACAGAUCACUCGAAUUAGCCGGUUGGUCAAUAAGAAACGUGAAACAGCGUUGUGGCUCAAAUGUCACC
This is a messenger RNA of Gadus macrocephalus (Pacific cod), 4281 nucleotides long. RefSeq names its product receptor-type tyrosine-protein phosphatase F-like. Gene Ontology annotation, molecular function: protein binding. The record is from RefSeq and is a predicted model, not a curated record. Lineage: Eukaryota; Metazoa; Chordata; Actinopteri; Gadiformes; Gadidae.